Messenger RNA from Uranotaenia lowii, 2400 nucleotides. RefSeq lists its product as uncharacterized. The record is from RefSeq and is a predicted model, not a curated record. Gene Ontology annotation, molecular function: nucleic acid binding. Lineage: Eukaryota; Metazoa; Arthropoda; Insecta; Diptera; Culicidae. The coding region runs from base 1 to 2400 and encodes 799 amino acids. The transcript has a single exon. Gene Ontology annotation, biological process: DNA integration.
AUGUAUCGCCAAAUUGUGGUGCACCCAUCGGACCGAUGCUUUCAGCGCAUUCUGUGGCGCUUCAAUCCCGACGAACCCGUCCGAUCGUACGAACUCCGCACCGUCACCUACGGUCUCGCCCCGUCUUCAUUUUUGGCAACAAGAACUUUAUUGCAGUUGGUAGAAGAUGAAGGCCGUCAGUUCCCGAACGCCUCCGCUGCUGUGCGAAAAAGUAUGUAUGUGGAUGAUUUGAUUUCGGGCGCCAGCAGCGUCGAGGCCGCCGUCGCUCUCCGCACUGAGCUCGAUCAAUUAAUGCUUCGUGGUGGAUUUUGUUUCCGUAAGUGGUGCUCAAACUCUCUGAAAGUUCUCGCCGAUGUUCCAUCAGAGCUACUGGGCACACAAUCAUCGCUGAAGUUCGACCCUGAGGAGACGAUCAAAACUCUCAGCAUAUACUGGGAGCCCGAAGCCGAUAUUUUCCGAUUCGACGUCAACGUUUCCCCGAGUGAUCAACCCCCGACCAAGAGAAACAUUCUUUCAGCCAUCGCUAAAUUAUACGACCCGCUUGGUUUAAUAGCUCCCGUGGUGGUCGAAGCCAAGAUUCUGAUGCAGCAUAUCUGGUUGCUUGGCCUUGAUUGGGACGAAGAAGUUACCCCGGAGUUGCGCAUCAAAUGGACCGAUUUUUGCGAGCAGCUCCCCCAUCUGCUGGAAUUGCGAAUCGACCGAUUUGCUCUUGCCCACCAAUUCUGCGACGCCCAGCUGCAUUGCUUUGUCGACGCUUCAGAAGCAGCUUACGGGGCCUGCAUUUAUGCCCGCUCCAAAUCCCCCGAUGGCACAGUUCAAGUGCACCUCUUGGCGUCGAAAUCAAAAGUUGCCCCUCUCUCACCGAUUAGUAUACCACGGUUAGAGCUCUGCGCCGCUCUUCUCGGCUCCCGUCUUUAUACAAGAAUCAUUGCAUCGUUGGACGUUGAAUUUUCGUCGUGUUUUUUCUGGUCCGAUUCUAUGGUUGUGCUACAGUGGAUGAAAUCGCCGCCCCGAACGUGGAAAACUUUCGUAGCAAACCGUAUCGCCGAAAUUCAACAUUCCACCCAUGAUUCCCAAUGGCUGCACGUCGCUGGGAAGCAAAAUCCUGCAGACAUCGUUUCCCGAGGAGUAUCAGCAGAACAGCUGAUCCAUAGCGAACUAUGGAAACACGGUCCCGCUUGGCUUUCCGAUCCCAUAUCAACUUGGCCAAAACAAUCCCUACCCGCUGUGCUUCCCCCCGAAGAAAUCGAACAGAAAAAGACGACCAUUCUGAGUGCUGUGAUUGCGCCACCCAACAUGUUCGAUAAGUUUUCGUCGUAUCAAGAGCUGCUGCGCACAGUUGCUUACUGUUUGUGCUUUUUCAACAACGCCCAUCCCCGAAAGCAGCCCGUUCCCGAUUCUGUGCCCGCCGUGUGUGAGCUCCAACGAGCAAAGCUUUCUCUCACAAAGCUCGUUCAAGCUGACACUUUUCCCGAAGAACUUCAAGCGCUGAGAAAGGGGCAGCCAGUCCAAGCAAAAUCUCAACUUCGUUUGCUUUCACCCUUUCUCGAUUCCGAAGGCCUGAUUCGCGUUGGUGGCCGGCUGAGGCUUUCCGAUGCACCGUACGACAUCAAGCACCCCAUCGUCAUUCCUGGUUUCCAUCGCUUUACUAAAAUGUUGCUGGAAUUCCAUCACAGAAAACUCCUCCAUGGCGGCAUAAUGGCGACUUUGUCUGUGGUGCGAGACGAAUUCUGGCCGCUAAGCGGUCGGCGAGCUGUCAGAAGUGUGGUUCGAAGCUGUCUUCGCUGCUGUAGAGCCAAUCCCCAUCCUAUCCAGCAGCCCAUUGGCCAGCUUCCCGUUUCCCGAGUAACCGCAAAUGAAGCAUUCGCUUGUACGGGUGUUGAUUAUUGCGGCCCACUAUUUUUGAAGCCAACUCAUCGAAAAGGUCCAUCCCGCAAGUGCUACGUUGCAGUUUUCGUUUGUCUGAGUACAAAAGCCGUUCACUUAGAGCUAGUGAGUGACCUGACCACCAACGCGUUCCUGAUGGCACUGAACCGAUUUAUUGCGAGGAGGAACAAGCCGAAUCAUCUGUACUCAGACAACGGAACCAAUUUCAUCGGCGCCAAAAAUGCACUUCACCAACUGUACACAAUGCUGCAUUCUGAAACAGACUGCGAUCGAAUCUCCCGACACUUGGCUGAAGACAACAUCCAGUGGCACCUCAUCCCGCCCCGUGCUCCCAACUUCGGUGGCCUCUGGGAGGCCGCAGUUAAGGUCGCCAAAACCCAUCUCGUACGCCAGCUUGGGACCUCUCUUCUCAGCUAUGAGGAGCUGACCACUGUGUUGACCACCAUCGAAGGUUGUAUGAAUUCCCGCCCGCAGGCUUCGGAUUCAUUUGAGAGCAAACACCCACGGAGCUAA